Molecule: messenger RNA, 1058 nt
Organism: Drosophila kikkawai
Lineage: Eukaryota; Metazoa; Arthropoda; Insecta; Diptera; Drosophilidae
Gene: eIF4E3
Product: eukaryotic translation initiation factor 4E3
Biological process (GO): translational initiation
Cellular component (GO): eukaryotic translation initiation factor 4F complex; cytoplasm
Molecular function (GO): RNA 7-methylguanosine cap binding; translation initiation factor activity
Source: RefSeq, a predicted model, not a curated record
UCCCUAGAUUUUUCAUUUACGAAUAUACUUUCCACGCGGUAGUACACAAUUAGAAAAGUUCAGAGUUUUCUAGUAAAAUAUAAAACCGGAAAAAUAACCAUUUUGAUUAAAACAAAAACAAGAAAAAACAAUAUGGUAUACACCGGCUAUGAGCACUACAUGCGCCAGCAGGCAGACGAAACUGAAUGGAUGCCUUAUGGCGAGUCCAACAACUGGGAGCAAAGUAUGGCUGUUUAUAGCGGCGAGGGUAUAAUGGCCGACGAGGAGGAGCACCUGGUUCCUUCUCUUAACACGCAGUUGAGCCUCAUCGACUACGAAUUGGGCAUGAAGCACUUGCUUCAGCACACCUGGACCGUGUGGCACUGGGAGAACGAUCGCUCCAAGGCCUGGAGCGACAUGCUCAGCGAUGUGACUAGCUUCAAUACCGUUGAGGAUUUCUUUAGUGUGUAUUACUUCAUCAAGCCGCCCUCGGACCUCAAGAUAUUCAAUGACUAUAUGGUCUUCAAGCAGGGUAUACGUCCCAUGUGGGAGGACGAGUACAACAAGGAGGGCGGCCGUUGGAUUAUGCUCUUGGACAAGGCCUCUAAGGCAUUUAGUGAUAAAUUGUGGCACGAUUUGCUGCUGUGCAUUAUUGGCGAAUGCUUUGACUAUUCCGACCAGAUCUGUGGUGUGGUAAUCAAUGUUCGCAAUAAGGCCAACAAGUUGUCCCUAUGGACAAGGAAUUCACGCAAUGCCCAGGCUAUCAUGACCAUUGGCAAUCAGUUGAAGCAGUUCCUCCACCUGGGCGAAAUGGAGAUCCAGUACCAGGGCCACAAGGAUGCCAUGGUUCAGCACGGUCCCAAUGUCAGUGCCUUGUACAGAAUCUAAGAUAUAUGUUAAUAUCUAUAUGAUCUCCCGCGCUUGCCAUCGUAAAUGCCCAGUUCUUCGAUAGAAAUGUGCAUCUACGAUCCACGCUGGAGCGACUCACAUCCUUAUACUAUAUAUAAACACAUAUUUUAUCCACGCACAGAUAGUGGUUUUAACAUGAAUAAAGCAUUGCAUACAAGAAUACAAAAGUA